Messenger RNA from Nezara viridula (southern green stink bug), 2581 nucleotides. NCBI's taxonomy places the organism in Eukaryota, Metazoa, Arthropoda, Insecta, Hemiptera, Pentatomidae. The record is from the annotation of a GenBank genome assembly.
CUGUAGCUCUUUGACUUGAUGGAAGGUUACACAGGAAAGAGUAAUGUUUGACAGCGCUAAUAGCUCCGGUUUGAUUGGGGAUAGUUUAUUCAGUUGACGAAAUUCGCUAUAUUAUAAAAUGAGUGAUCGCGAUUAUGCUCCCCUAAGUUUAGCUUGUGUCAGAGCUUUAAUCGACAAGCAGUAUGAUAAACGGAAAGCUGCGGCUUCAGAAAUUGAGAAGAUGGCUAAAGAAUUUGUAGUUGUAAAUAACACAGGUCAAAUAAGAAAGCUGCUCAAGGUGCUAGGAUAUGAAUUUACAAUGUCCCAGAAUCCUAAUUUCCGUAAAGGUGGCUUGAUAGGAUUAGCUGCUGUUGCUAUAGCCCUUGGAAAGGAUUCAUCAGAAUAUGUAGAAGCACUAAUAAGACCAAUUUUAACCAACUUUUCUGACAAUGACUCUAGAAUAAGAUACUAUGCCUGUGAAUCACUAUACAAUGUUGUUAAAGUUGCACGGGGAUCAGUUUUACCUUACUUCACUGAAAUAUUUAAAAACCUUAGUAAGUUGGCUGCAGACCAUGACCAAGCCGUUAAAAAUGGAUCUGAACAUCUCGAUAGACUUUUAAAGGAUAUUGUUACAGAAAAUGCAACUUUUGACUUAGUGGCAUUUAUGCCCCAUUUGAGAGAACGUCUGUAUUCUAAAAAUACUUUUUCCAGACAGUACAUAAUUUCUUGGGUUUCUGUUCUUCAUGCUGUUCCUGAAAUAGAACUAAUUUUAUUUCUGCCUGAUAUCCUUGAUGGACUUUUCAAUAUGUUAAGUGACCAAAAUAUUGAAAUUAAAAAAAUGUGUGAAACAGUAUUAAAAGAAUUUUUAAGGAGUAUCAAUAAGGACCCUACUCGUGCUGAUUUUAACUUAAUGAUAAAUGUUCUAAUUUUGCAUGCGCAGAUGCAUGAUGAAUUACUGCAGUACACAUCUUUAACAUGGAUACAUGACUUCAUAUGUCUCUCCAAAAAAGUUAUGUUGCCUUAUACAUCUGGGAUACUAUCUGCAAUUCUUCCUUGCCUUGCUUACGAAGGAGAAUCAAAGAAACGUUUAAAAGAAGUCGCUGAGAAAGUUAAUACACUUUUAAUGGGUCUAAUUGACACUUCUAUUGAUACAGCUGAAGAAGAGGAUAACCAGCAAUUGGAUCUUCAUUCCGUUCUUGAAGUAUUAACUAAACAAUCAAUCCAUACAUCAGUUAAAACUAUUAUUGCAUCAUUAAAAUGGAUUUAUCACCUUCAUACUGGCAUUCCUAUAAAAAUGGAAUCGGAGAUGGAAACCGUUUUCCCAAUUUUGUUAUGUUCUCUUAAAGACCAAGCGGAUGAUGUUGUACAGCAUGCCAUUUAUGUAUUAGCACAAUUUGUAUCACCAAAAGAGGAAGGUCCUGGGAAGUCUGAACCAUCUCCUUAUUUUACUAGAGUAUUGGUCAGUUUAUUAAAUCUUUUUAGAAGAGACAGGCAGGCUUUGGAAGAUAGAGGAUCAUUUAUUAUAAGACAACUCUGUGUUCUUCUCAAUGCAGAAGAGAUUUAUAAAAGUAUAGCGAAGAUAUUGAAGACUGAAACAGAUUUAAAGUUUGCACGUGUCAUGGUUGAUACGUUAAAUACAAUAUUAUUGACAUCUUCUGAACUCUUGAAUCUCCGAAACCGUCUAAAAACUGAGGGAAGUGAAUUACUCUUCAAAACUCUUUAUGAAACAUGGUGCCAUAAUCCUGUUGCAACAAUUGCGCUUUGCCUUUUAACGCAAAACUAUGCUCAUGUAGCUAAUUUAAUAACAACGUUAUCUAAUUAUGAAGUAAGUGUUGAAUUUUUAGCUGAGGUGGAUCGUUUAGUUCAACUUUUGGAAUCUCCAAUAUUUAUAUAUUUGCGAUUGCAGCUGUUGCAAACUCCUGAAAAUUACUAUUUAAUUAGAGCUAUGUAUGGCUUGUUAAUGCUUUUACCACAAUCUGAAGCUUUUCAUGUGCUACGGCAUAGAUUAGAUUGUAUUCCGAGACAUAUAAAUUGCAUUCAAAGAUCUGAUGUCAAUUUUGAGGAUGGGAACAAAUUUAAAAGAAUGAAUUUUAAUGAGUUGUUGGAACAUUUUAAAAAAAUUCAAGAUAAUCAUGCUCACCAAAGACUUUCUGAAAGAAGUGAUGCUCUAUUCAAAACUAGUGUUAAAAUGUUGAAUCCUUAGUAAAGCUAUUAUGUCUUCGAAGUUACCAUUUGGACUUAAAAUAUAGUUUUGUUUAUAAAGUUCUAACUGUGAUAAAGUUUAUAAUUGUUUACAGUUUUCUGAUAGUAUUUUAUUAUAUUUGUACUGUCACAGGAAUAACCUAAUGUUGUGGUUCUACUUGUAUAGUAUUGAUAUUGUAUUUUUUGUUUUUAAAGUACAAAGAUUUAGUUAAUUUAAGAUAUGUAAAACUAUUGAAGUUUUUAGUUUUUUCCUCCAUAAAAUAUUUAAAGUUUAUUUUAUUUAAAAAUAUUAUUUUGUGAAAUUUAUAUUCAUAUAUUUACAUUGAAUAAUCUAUGUUUUUACUUUCAAUACUGCAUUCCAAAUGUAAAUAAAAUAAAGACUUUUCAAUUAACAUUUGAA